CCUGUUUACGAACAGAUUCACAACAAAUUAAUGAUAAAAAAAAAAACUGCAAGCAAAUACUUUGUCCUAAGCAAUUGAUUUUGCAUACAGAUGGAAUUUUUUUACCUGUUCAACAUAAAAUAUUCACUCGGUGCAUUUGCUGUUCAUGUCAACGCAUUAAACGUGUGUAAUUAAUGCCAAUUUACGCAUGGAAAUGUUUGAUUACCGAAAAGGCUGGCUAAAUUAAUUUUACAACAGACAAACAAUGAGGAUCUCUUGAUACUUAACCUACAGUCAUGUCUGGUGUGAUACCUAUGGUGUCAGCAUCCCCCCCGCCCUUCGAAGAGGAGGGGGGUGAUGACUGGGAUGAAGACUUUGGGAACUUCAUGGGAGCUGGCCAUAGUGUAUCAGAUUACAGCACAUCUGAAAACUGGGCAGCUUUCCCAGAAUCAGAAUCAUAUUCUAAUGACAAGCCUACUAGUCAGUCAAUUUUGUCUCAAGAAAAUAAAAUCUUGCAAGAAAAUGUAUCAUCAGCGGCAAUGGAACUUAAACUGGAUGCAAAGGGUAGUAAUCUGAUAAGUAGUAGUGACUCUGGGUUAGAUUUGGAAGUCAUUAAUGUUUCCGAAAGUGUGUCUCCCGACAGGCAGGGCACGGAACCUCACAUUGACUCUGGACUUAGUAGUUCGGCAGUUUCACCAUGUGAUCCCAGUAAAACAUCACAAGCAUGUAGUGGUACAGAGUUACAAUCUUCAUCAACAUCAACAGCCUGUGAUUCUCCCGAAGACCUGAAUGGAUUUUCAAAUGCUAACAGUAAUAUUGAAAAAGCUGAAGAUUCAGAAGUUGAAUAUUGUGAUAGUACAUCUGAAAACCCAGAGAAAAAUAUUGAUUCAGAUGAAAGCCAUCAGAGUGUGGUGUCUUCUGAAACUGAUUAUAAAGUUGAUUCAGUAAAAACGUAUGAUUCUGUAACUAAAGUCCCAGAACAGGACUCUAGUAGUGGUGAAUGUGAAGACAAUGUUCAAGAAGACUCGUCAACCAUAGAUCUCAAAACUGAUGAUAGCGGUAGAACAAUUCAUGUCGAUGAUAAUGAUGACUGGGGAGACUUUGAGGAGGAUGUUAUGAAUUCAUCGACUACUUAUGAAAAUUCAGGCAUUGAUGAUCAAAGUAAUGAAAAAUCUCCAUCCAGUCCAGAAGUUAACACAGAAGAAGUGUCCAGUGAGGAGAGUGAAGAUUCUGCAUCAAGUCCAGCAAGGGAGACAGGAGUUCCAGCAAGGGAGACAGGAGUUCUAGACCUAGAUAAAUCUGUGGAGGAGAAACCUGAAGAAAAUAAAAAAUCAGAACAUGAAACAGAUAGUGUUAAAGAUGGAGAUGAUACGUCAGUUGAUGCAAUGAGUGAUUCGUGUGAGUCUUUGUAUAAAGAUGGGACUGUUGUUGCUGAAGAUACAGAAACUAAUGAUGACAUUGGUAACUUCAACUCUAUGGCUCCGAGAACCGAGGAAACAGAUGAUAUUGAAUUGUCAAAGGGGGGAGACAAGGAUCCAAAUAAUUUUUCACAUCAUUGUCAAAUAGAGAACAAAAGUGAUAAUGAAACAGGAAGUAUGAACAAGGAUAUCACUACUGAUGACCAGAGGGAGAGUGAUAAUGAAACAGGAAGUGUGAGCAAGGAUAUCACUACUGAUGACCAGAGGGAGAGUGAUAAUGAAACAGGAAGUGUGAGCAAGGAUAUCACUACUGAUGACCAGAGGGAGAGUGAUAAUGAAACAGGAAGUAUGAACAAGGAUAUCACUACUGAUGACCAGAGGGAGAGUGAUAAUGAAACAGGAAGUAUGAACAAGGAUAUCACUACUGAUGACCAGAGGGAGAGUGAUAAUGAAACAGGAAGUAUGAACAAGGAUAUCACUACUGAUGACCAGAGGGAGAGUGAUAAUGAAACAGGAAGUAUGAACAAGGAUAUCACUACUGAUGACCAGAGGGAGAGUGAUAAUGAAACAGGAAGUAUGAACAAGGAUAUCACUACUGAUGACCAGAGGGAGAGUGAGGACAUUCAGACUGAAACAAACAAUGUUGGACAAGAAGACGAUGAUUUUGAUGAUUUUGCAGAUUUUGACUCUGUUCCAGUAAAUGAUGUAGAGGUAAAUAAAGAUGGUCACUUUCCAGCCUUCUCAGAAGACAAUGCUGCAGGCAGUGGUGGAAACUGGGCCUCAUUUCAGGACACCAGUAAUGAUGCAGUGGCUGGAGGUGAUGACUGGGCAAUUCCUCAGGAGCAGCGGGCAGACAGCCAGGGAGGAGAGCAGUGGACAGACAGCCAGGGAGGAGAGCAGUGGACAGACAGCCAGGGAGGAGAGCAGUGGAUGGAUGGAGAAGGUGAAUGGCAGAAGGGGGGUGAAGCAGAUUUUGGAGACUUUGAAGACUUUGACGAGAAGCCAAUUGUGUCAGCACAGAAUGAAAAGAUGGAUGAGCUUUCAAACAAAACUGUGACUACCUGUUUCCAUGGUGAUGUGAGAGAUACAGACUCCGUGGCUGAAGUUUCAGCAUUAGACAACUACAUCCAGACUCAAGAAUCCACAGCAUCUCAAAAAUGUGUUGACAGCAAGUCCUCUGAGCUGUGGAGCUCACUUACAAAGCAAGCGCCAGAGACACCACUUAAGUGGUCCCAAACCAGGAGCCACAAUCAGCUGUACUCCAGCCUUAGAAUCGACACCCGCAAUAUUCUGAUAGGUCACAAGAAGUCCUCAGUGCCUAUCUAUGCUUCAAACCUGACUCUCCUGGAACCAGUGAAAGGACCUGCUCAAUCGACCAUUCCAGAACCGACUCUGGUGGACACAGAUAAGGAGGAACCACAAAAACAGGAUAUUCCUCCUGUCCAGUUUGAUUGGUCCUCUAGUGGACUCGUUAAUCCCCUACAAGGAGACACCAGCAAAUCCCUGGAUCUGGAUUUCUUGGUGGUCCAGGAAACGGAGUCUGGAGGGAGAUCUGGAGUAUUUGAUUCUGAAUUGAUGCAAGGACAGAAAGCUAACCUUCAGCCAUUAGAAAACAUCCUUGCUAAUCUGAAGGUCAGCACAGUGAAGAAGACGAGACAGACGGACAAACUGGGAGUCGAGGCCUCUAGGAUCAUUCAAUCCCUGCCUGACCUGUCCUUCAUGCAAGCCAAAGUCUUGAUGUUUCCAAUCCGACACCAAGAGUAGCCACUGGUCAUUUCUGUAGCCAACUCAGGGGACGUCCACUAACUUCAACAUUCACUCACCAAAGGACUAUCUCAUUACGUCCGAUACCGAAGCAUAUUGUGCAGAGAUCCGCUGGAGUCGUAUGUACAACAGAACUCCAGUUUUCACAAGUAACACAUACAAGUGAUGAUAAAACAUUGCUGCUUGUAUCACUGUUGCAAUGUUUUCAAUAUGAUAGAUAUCAUCUAGGUUUUAUGAUGUUUCAUUGUGUUUUCAUUUUUCAUCUUUUAAUUGUUUAAUUCACUUCAGCAGACUGUCUAUUGUAUGUCUGUGUAUUAAUUUUUUUCGAACUUAUAUCAUUUGCAUGAAUUCAGAAUGAUUGACCUAUCUUCAUUGACUUGCCAUUGCAGUCUAUGUUAUGUGUUAAGUUAUGUUUAUAGAUUUCAUUUGGAAAAUGUUUUUUCUUUUAUCACUGUGUCAUCUGUUAUUGAUUUUAUUAAUUAGCAAAUCAAAAUGAGUUGCAAUUUAAUAAUUUUGUUAUUGUUUUUAUUUAUAUUGAUAUACAUUCCAAAUGUAUCGACAAUGUCUAAUAUUAGUCAGGUUUAAAUCUGCUGUAUGUAUAUGUUUUUUGCAUUUUUAAGCGAUGAAAAACUUCCAACAUUCAAUUUUAAAUUCUUUUAAUCCAUACUGACUAUACUAUGGGAUUUUAGAUCUUGAGUAAUGUAAAAUUGCCUAUAAGGAAUUCCUGAGGACCCCUAUUUUUCAAUAAUUAUACAUAUAAAUCAAGAUUCCUUGGAUCCAUAUAUGGAUGUGUUAUAAGAAUGGUGUGAAGAAAUUAGCAUUUUUUUUUUACAACUGAGAAUUCCUUAGCAACAAGUUCAUUAUGAAAAAAAUGUUUUACUGUAUAUUUACAUCAAAUGUUACAACCGAUAGAAACUAAAGCGAGUUAAAAAAUUAUUUCCACUGGUGGUAGUGUGUUGAUGUCUGUUUUAAAUAUAUAUCAGAUGGCAUUAUAAGAUGUGUGGAUGGUGUACUGUUUCUCUGUGUGAAUGUGUUGAUGAGGUGUGGAAUAGGUGGGUUAUUGUUGUUGCCAAAUCUCUAUGCCAUUAAUUUAAUGUGUAUUUAUAGCAAACUCCAUGUAAAUCAUUAGCAUGUUUGAUGUCUUCAUAUAGUAGAGUUUGAUAUAUUAUAUCACAUCAUUUAAAAGUGAAAAAAAAAAACAUUAAAAAUUGAAAAAACAUU
Messenger RNA from Ostrea edulis (European flat oyster), 4382 nucleotides. Its product is annotated as aftiphilin-like. The transcript is spliced from 8 exons. Gene Ontology annotation, biological process: intracellular transport. NCBI's taxonomy places the organism in Eukaryota, Metazoa, Mollusca, Bivalvia, Ostreida, Ostreidae. The record is from RefSeq and is a predicted model, not a curated record. Gene Ontology annotation, molecular function: clathrin binding. The coding region runs from base 276 to 3161 and encodes 961 amino acids. Gene Ontology annotation, cellular component: trans-Golgi network membrane; AP-1 adaptor complex.